Molecule: messenger RNA, 3250 nt
Organism: Drosophila gunungcola (fruit fly)
Lineage: Eukaryota; Metazoa; Arthropoda; Insecta; Diptera; Drosophilidae
Gene: unc-45
Product: protein unc-45 homolog B
Exons: 3
Coding region: 215-3058 (947 amino acids)
Molecular function (GO): Hsp90 protein binding
Source: RefSeq, a predicted model, not a curated record
AUUCGCUUCGAAUGGCAACGGUUGCAACUAUUUUGGUUUCGUUCUUUCUCGAUCUUAUUUUUAUAUAUAGAACCCCGCAGGUUGAGUUUUCUCACUCAGAGUGCUUGGUUUUUCCGCUAGCCAUCUGUAUCCAUCUGUAUCUGUAUUUAUAUCUGUGUGUGUACGAGAACUAUCGAGAAGUUUCUGGCGACCCAAAUUUAAUAAUUGUGUAACCAUGACGAAUACCAUCAGCAGCGAGGAAGCAUCCGAUGCCGGCAUCUACAAAGAUAAGGGAAACGAGGCCUUCAAGGCCUCGCGCUGGGAGGAGGCUGUGCUGCACUAUGGCAGUGCCAUUAAGGUGGGCUCCAAGCACAAGGAGCUGCCGGUGUUCUACAAGAAUCGUGCCGCUGCCUAUUUGAAGCUGGAAAAGUAUGAAAACGCCGUGGAGGACUGCUCGGAAUCGUUGAAAGCGGCUCCUGGAGACCCCAAAGCUCUAUUCCGCAGGGCGCAAGCCUAUGAGGCUCUGGAAAAGUUUGAGGAGGCCUACAAAGAUGCCACCGCGUUGUUUAAGGCGGACCCCAGCAACAAGACCGUACAGCCCAUGCUUCAGAGACUGCAUAUCAUCGUGGAGGAGCGAGUGGCCCGCAAUGCCAAGACCUCCACCAAAGUCAAGCAGAUGAUGGAUCUCACCUUUGAUUUCGCCACUCCCCUCGACAAGCGACGCUCCGCAGCCAAUAACCUAGUGGUUUUGGCCAAGGAGCAGACGGGCGCCGAGCUCCUCUACAAGGAUCACUGUGUCAAUAAAAUUGCCUCCCUAACCAAGGUGGAAAAGGAUCAGGACAUCUAUGUUAACAUGGUGCGCGUGGUGGCGGCCCUUUGCGAAAACAGCGUGGAGCGAACAAAAGGCGUUCUAACGGAACUGGGUGUACCAUGGUUCAUGAGGGUUCUCGACCAGAAACACGAGGAGUGCGUUUCCACCGCCCAGUUUUGCUUGCAAACAAUUUUAAACGCUUUGUCCGGACUAAAGAACAAAACGGAUUCCAAGCCGGACAAGGAGCUGUGCUCCAAGAACAACCGCGAAAUAGACACACUCCUCACCUGUUUAGUUUAUAGCAUCACAGACCGCACGAUUUCCGGAUCGGCCAGGGAUGCCGUUAUCGAGCUCAUCACCAGAAACGUUCACUACACGGCUCUGGAGUGGGCUGAGCGCCUUGUAGAGAUCAGAGGUCUGUGCCGUCUGUUGGACGUGUGCUCGGAACUGGCAGACUACAAGUACGAGAGUGCCAUGGACAUCACCGGCUCCUCAUCCACGAUUGCUUCCGUUUGUCUGGCCCGCAUCUAUGAGAACAUGUACUACGAUGAGGCUAAGCUCAGAUUUACCGACCAGAUCGACGAGUACAUUAAGGACAAGCUACUGGCGCCCGACAUGGAGUCCAAGGUGCGAGUCACCGUUGCGAUUACUGCUCUGCUGAACGGUCCGUUGGAUGUGGGCAAUCAGGUUGUAGCCAGAGAUGGCAUCCUUCAGAUGAUACUUGCCAUGGCCACCACCGACGAUGAGCUGCAGCAGCGAGUGGCCUGCGAGUGCCUGAUCGCCGCUUCCUCUAAAAAGGACAAGGCCAAGGCUCUGUGCGAGCAGGGUGUUGACAUCCUGAAGAGGCUUUACCACUCUAAGAGCGAUGCGGUUCGAGUGCGCGCCCUGGUGGGCCUUUGCAAACUGGGCAGCUAUGGUGGCCAGGAUGCGGCCAUCCGUCCAUUUGGCGAUGGAGCCGCCCUCAAAUUGGCGGAGGCAUGUCGUCGCUUUCUGAUUAAGCCCGGGAAGGAUAGGGAUAUUCGUCGAUGGGCAGCGGAUGGUUUGGCCUAUUUGACACUCGAUGCUGAGUGUAAGGAAAAGCUAAUUGAGGACAAGGCUUCCAUACAUGCUCUCAGGGAUUUGGCUCGCGCAGGAGAUCAGUCCUGCCUUUAUGGUGUGGUCACCACUUUUGUAAAUCUUUGCAACGCCUAUGAGAAGCAGGAGCUUUUGCCCGAGAUGGUGGAGCUGGCCAAGUUUGCUAAGCAACACAUACCGGAGGAGCACGAGCUGGACGAUGUGGAUUUCAUCAACAAGCGUAUUACAGUGCUGGCCAAUGAGGGCAUAACAACUGCAUUGUGUGCCCUGGCCAAAACGGAGAGCCAUAAUUCGCAGGAGCUGAUUGCCAGAGUCUUGAAUGCAAUUUGUGGGUUAAAGGAGCUACGCGGCAAAGUGGUUCAAGAAGGAGGCACUAAGGCGCUGCUUCGCAUGGCACUGGAAGGCACAGAAAAGGGUAAACGCCAUGCCAGCCAGGCGUUGGCCAGGAUUGGCAUAACCAUCAACCCUGAAGUGGCUUUCAGCGGUCAAAAGUCCCUUGAUGUUAUCCGUCCUUUGUUAAACCUGCUGCAGCAGGACUGCACAGCGCUGGAGAACUUUGAAUCCCUAAUGGCGCUUACUAAUCUGGCCAGCAUGAACGAAAGCGUGCGCCAGAGGAUCAUCAAGGAGCAGGGCGUGUCCAAGAUUGAGUUCUAUCUUAUGGAGGACCAUCUUUACCUCACACGGGCAGCUGCCCAAUGCCUCUGCAAUCUGGUAAUGAGUGAUGAUGUGGUGAAAAUGUUCGAGGGCGGGAACGAUCGGGUAAAGUUUUUGGCACUGCUCUGCGAGGAUGAGGACGAGGAGACGGCCACGGCCUGUGCCGGAGCUCUUGCGAUGCUCACAUCGGUGUCCGUGAAAUGCUGCGAGAAGAUCCUGGGCAUCUCCAGCUGCUUGGACAUCUUGCACACUCUGAUCGCCAAUCCCAGUCCGGCAGUCCAGCAUCGAGGCGUUGUGGUUAUCUUAAACAUGAUCAAUUCUGGCGAGGAAAUUGCCAAGAAGCUAUUCGAGACGGACAUCAUGGAGCUGCUCAGCGGCUUGGGCCAGUUGCCCGACGAAACGCGUGCCAAAGCCCGGGAGGUAGCCAUCCAGUGUCUGGCGGCAGCGGAGCGCUAUCGGCUCAUCGAGCGUUCUGACGAUGCAGAGAUCCCCGACGUGUUCGCUGAGAGUGCCAAAAUAACCGAGAUUAUCGAUGACUGAACGGAUUUCGUUGCGGUCUGACCCUCCUGUGCCUUUUAUUCUUUCCUCAUUUCAUCUUCUCUGCUAUAAUCACCGUGUCAUCCCGAAACUUAAUUUAUUUUCUGCAAUGCAUCAAGUGCCCCCAAAUUGUUUUAUAAAUAAUUUACGAAUUUAUUAGUAAAUUCAAAUUAAAGUCUGUCGUUUUUGAAGAUA